UCUCCUCCAUUAUAUCUCUCUCGCUUUCGUUCUUCUUUUAUAAUAAACCCUUUUUUUUUGGAGUUCAUUUUUGUCGCCCUCUAAAUUUCUGUUUUCUUUCGGAUUUCUUCGGUUUCAAAAUGUUCGACAUGUUCUUGAAGCCGAAGUACUACACGAAAUGCAAAUCUUGCUUAAAGCUGUUGAAGUCGCGGCUGGAUGCAAUUAGGAAGAAGAAGAAUGCGGUUCUUAAGUAUUUGAAGAGCGACAUUGUUGAACUUCUCAAGAGUCGUCUCGAUUACAAUGCUUACAACAGGGCUGAAGGGUUUCUUGUUGAGCGAAAUGUGUUGAGAUGUUAUGAGCUAAUUGAUGAGUUUUGUGGGACUAUCUCCAAUCAACUGUCUGUCUUGAUCAAACAGAGCGAAUGCCCUGAUGAAUGCAACGAAGCAGUCGCGUCGUUGAUCUACGCUGCAGCGAGAUUCGCGGACUUGCCUGAAUUACGAGAGCUUCGAAACUUCUUUACUGGGAAAUAUGGAUGUUCCUUCGAACCAUUUACCAGCAUAGAGCUUAUCGAGAAGUCGAGGGCGACGAUUCAAUCGAAAGAGAUAAAGCUUCAACUACUUCAGGAGAUUGCUCAGGAAUCCGCCAUUGAUUGGAACUCCAAAGCUCUUGAACAACAAUUGUAUAUUCCUCCCCCAAAUGAACCUGAUGUUGUUCCUGUGCACGGAAGGAAGAAGAGCUCGGUCGGAAAAAGGGACAGCAGCGACGACGAAUCCAUGUUCGAUAUUAGAAGUGAAGGCAACACGACCGAGACCUCGACCGUAGAUAGUAGUACUGAUCAAGAUGUCCGAAAAGGAGGUUCCGAGGAUGAAGUAGAGGAUCAGACACCGUUCUACCUUAGAGUUAUCCGACCUCCUUACCUUAAAACGAAACCAACCAACAAGGAAACAAUGGAAGAAGCUCGAAAAGCUACCAACCAAGUAGAAAACGAUGAACGUAAUAAGCAGCAACCCGAGCCAACCUUAGAAGAGAAACCGAAACCGAAAUCAGUCAGGCGAAGAAAUGUGAAACUACAGCCUACAAUGGAGAUCAAGAUCGACAAUGUCGGGAAUUCGGGAAACGAUAUGAGUUCGAGUCGAAACAAAGGUAAAGAAGCCAUGAAAGGAGAAGGGGAUGAUGAUGAGGAGGAGGAGAAGAUGUUAGAUGGGCUGUUGAUGCAUUACAGUAAGAAAAAACCAAGCCAUGAAUCAAACGAGGUCAGGGCAGUGUCACUGUCCAUAGACUCAACUGAGCCAACUGAGUUAACUGAGCUAGAGAACAAGCAUCAUAUUAGAACCAAUUCGUUCGUUCAUCCUAAGCUCCCGGACUACGACGAACUCGCAGCUCGGUUUGCAGCCCUCAAGGAAGAUAAAUAAAAGGUGUCGGUAUCAGACGCUCGAGAAAAUUAUCGAUCGAACAUGGUUGGCAUGACAUUAACAAGGAGACUCCAUCCUAAAGGAAGAUUCUUUGCUUCGAAACUAAACCAACAGGACACUUGCAAUUCUCUAAUCAUUUCUUACAACCUACCUGUACUUUAUAACUUNA
Cucurbita pepo subsp. pepo (vegetable marrow) is the source of this 1560-nucleotide messenger RNA. RefSeq lists its product as uncharacterized. Gene Ontology annotation, biological process: protein transport. The record is from RefSeq and is a predicted model, not a curated record. Lineage: Eukaryota; Viridiplantae; Streptophyta; Magnoliopsida; Cucurbitales; Cucurbitaceae.